Dunckerocampus dactyliophorus (ringed pipefish) is the source of this 4892-nucleotide messenger RNA. RefSeq names its product nucleoporin 153 (gene nup153). The transcript is spliced from 20 exons. Lineage: Eukaryota; Metazoa; Chordata; Actinopteri; Syngnathiformes; Syngnathidae. The record is from RefSeq and is a predicted model, not a curated record. Gene Ontology annotation, biological process: RNA export from nucleus; protein import into nucleus. The coding region runs from base 41 to 4480 and encodes 1479 amino acids. Gene Ontology annotation, molecular function: structural constituent of nuclear pore. Gene Ontology annotation, cellular component: nuclear pore.
UCCGGCGCCAACAGCGACAGACUCUCACAACGCAAGAGCCAUGGCGGCCACGGGUGGAGGGAAAAUCAGAAGCAGGAGAUAUCACAUCGCCUCUAAGCCGUACGCCAAGACUAAACAGCAGUCAGGCCUGAUCAGUCGAGUGACGGACACAGUAAAGAGCAUCGUUCCAUCCUGGCUGCAGAAGUACUUUAAGAAUGGAGAUGCUCCAGAAGAAGAAGCAGGAGGAGGCGGUGGAGGAGGAGUACCGGUAGAUAUGAGGGAGAAUUGUCAGACUCCUCCUCUUCCUCCAAACGGCAGUGAACAAGGACCUCCUUCCUUGGAUGGACGCAGCACGCCAGAGCCCAGCACGAGUAACGCAGAGCCCUCAAACAGCCGGGCGUCUCUCAACUUUCAGGACUAUGUGCUGUCACGACCACCCCUCAGCCGCUCCCACCUCCACUUCCCCCCGCUGGAGGCCUCAUCGCCCACCCUGGGGGCCCCCAGCGGGCUCAUCUGCCAGCCCUCCACGUCCUCGGCGUCGGGGCCCUUCUCCACGGGCUGCUCCUUAGUCAAAGAAAUCAAAGAUAAUCUCUCGCAGCACGAAGACGACAACAUCUCCACCACCAGCGGCUUCUCCUCCCGCGCCUCUGACAAAGAUGUGCCCACUUCCAAAACGGCAUCCCUUCCGCAGCUUUGGUCGCCUGAGAUGGACAGAACCAUCUCUGUGCCGCAGCCCUCUCAGUCCGGUCUGAAAAGGCCCGCCUUCAACCUCUCUGUCUUUGGCACUUCCGCCAAUUCCACGCUAAACAGAACGGUGUUGAACUCCAGCCAGUUGGGAGAUUCACCCUUCUAUCCCGGCAAGACCACGUACGGCGGAGCUGCUGCCGUCAAGAGCUUGCGCACUCGUCCUGGAACACCUUAUCAGGCCCCGGUAAGGAGACAAAUUAAAGCCAAGCCCGCUUGUGCGCAGCCCUGCGGGGUGACCAGCGCCACUGCCAGGCGCAUCCUGCAGUCUUUGGAGCGCAUGUCAAGUCCUCUGGCAGACGCCAAGCGGAUCCCAGCAGCAGCAUCACCCCUUUCUACAUCAAUGGAUGGUGCCAAUCUAGAUGUGUCACAUUUCCAGUCCAAAAAGAAAAGGCUGGAUGCCAACCUCCCGCCAGUGCAGAAGCUCGUGGUUCCUGCUGCACUUCCAUCCUCGGCAAACCGCUCCGUCUCCUUCAGGCCUAGCUUGACCCCAGGAGGGUUUAGCCGAACCCUGGACCGGACCCCAAGAGACGCGCCUCCAAGACAGUCGCCACUACCGCCUGAUAGAAGGCCCCGGUCCUCCCAAUGCACAGCGGGCUCCAGCAGGGGGCCAGCCUACCCCAUGUCCAGCACACCUGCAGCAUCCAGCAGCUCUGGAGGUGGCAAGAUGAAGCGAGAGAGGACCAGCACACGGCCAUCCUCCAAACACAUGGAAGAUGAUGAGGUGGCCGAAGUACCAGACCUUCCAACCAUUUCACUCCCCAUCAGCACGUCUGCCUUGCCUGCCUUCAGCUUCUCCUCCCCGCAGCCGCCCCUCACUACCAGCUCCGCCUCCUCCGCCUGCACUGCUUCCAGCAUCACUGUCACUCUGGAGACAGUUGCUUCACCCCCGUGUGUACCCUUUACCUUCUCCUCCCCCAUUGUCAAAGCAAAUCCUGCAAGUCCACCUGCCUUCUCCCCUACGGCUGGCUUCACGUUCAGUGCCCCUGUGGCCAAGCUAGGUCCCUCCUUGUCCAAUGGGAAGCUGGCCACGCCCAUAGCGACCGCAAUCAAAUCGGCAGGCACAGAAGACUUUAAAGGACCUUUCAAGCCAGCUAAGACACUGAAGCAAGGCAGCGUGCUGGACCUCCUCAAAGCUCCUGGCUUUGCUUCCACACCUGCGCAAAAUUCAUCCAGCUCUGAUGGCUCUUUCCAGAAAACCUCUACACAGUCCAUUAUCACCACCACCACCACCACCACCACCACCACCACCUCCUCCUCCUCCUCAGUAGGCCUUAGUGACGUAUUCAAAGCCCCCGCAGGGUGGAGCUGUGACGUGUGCUUGGUGCAAAACAAGCCGACGGAUACAAAAUGCAUUUGCUGCACGGUGGCUCGACCCAGCCCAUCGGCCUCGUGCAAAGCAGCAAGCGUCCUCUCGUCAGCGCUGAAGAGCAGCACAGCAAACAGCACCUCCUCCACGGAGAUCACGUCACCCUUCUCCAAGCCCGCGGGAACCUGGGAGUGCGACACGUGUCUCGUCAUUAACAAGGCUGACGCCGUGAAGUGUGUGGCCUGCGAAACGGCCAAGCCCGGGACGGGGCUGAAGCCGCCAGCUUCCUUUUCUUCUGCCUUCUCUGCUGUCAAGACCGUGCCCAACCCCUCAGCGCCCGCCCCCACCACGCCGUUUGCAGGGUUUGGAGAGUUCAAAAAGCCGGAGGGAGCGUGGGAGUGCGACGUGUGUUUGGUUCAGAACAAGGCGGAGGAUACAAAGUGUAUAGCCUGCACGAGCGCUAAACCAGGAGCGCCAGCAGGAGCCUCCUCUGCAGCCAGCAGAGUGCCGUUGUUUGGCUUUGGGGACAAGUUCAAGAAGCCAGAGAACGCUUGGGAUUGUGACGUGUGUCUGUUGCAGAACAAGGCUGCUGAUGUCACUUGUGUCGCCUGUCAGGCAGCCAAACCUGGAGCUCAGGUGGAGCCCAAAGCUUUAGGUUCAUCUUCUGGAGAGACGUUUGGCUCUUCUACCUCUUCCUCUGGAGGUUUUACCUUUGGCACGUCAAAAAGUACCUCACUAUCUGGGUCUGGAGGGAUCACGUUCGGGGUUGCAACGUCAGAAUCCUCCUCAUUCCCAUCAGGUGGAUUCAAGUUUGGUAUCCCGUUUGGAAGCGCCCCAUCAGAAAGUGCAUCUAAAGACACUAGUAGCUCCUUGGGGUUCAAAUUCAGCAGGCCGUCUGAGGGCUUUAAGUUUGGGGUUUCUUCUGGUGAUGAGAAGAAGCCAGAGCUAUCUGCCACAGCAUCCCAGGUGAAAUUUGGAAGCGGCGGCGGGAUUAUGUUUGGAACUGGAUCGUCCAGCACGGAAAGCAUCUCAUCCAAGAGCACGUUCAGCUUUGGCCUCGCAAAGCCCGAAGAGAAAGCACCAGACGCCACCACCACACCCUCUGUUACGGUUGCGCCCCCUGCUUCCUCUUCCUCAUCCUCUACGGCCUCAGCCAGUGACAGCACAUCAACAAGCACUACCACAACCACCACCACCGCUGGGUCUGUGUUUGGAAGGCUGGGCGAACCCGCCCCGACCACCUCCACACCGCCAGGGGUGCCAACAUUUGGAUCGUUAUCCGCUGAGACGAAGCCGCCACCUCCUGCGUUCACAUUCGGGAAACCUGAGGAGAAGAAGGAAGUGCCGGCCACCUUCCUGUUUGGUGGCGCCAGUAAAGAUGCCGAGGCCGCGCCGGCCAACUCGGGGGGCUUUCCCUUCGGCAAGCCGAGCGCUCCGGCGGAGCAGGCGACGCCCACCUUCACGUUUGGCAAACCAGCUGAUAAGAGUGACGCUUUGAAUUCGGAGGCUCCCAAGCCUACUUUUACUUUUGGACAAGCAGCUGCAGCCUCUGAUGCUCCGAAAGCGGCGUUCUCCUUCCUGACCAGCAACCCCCCCAGCACCUCAUCAGGCCCCGCCCCCACUGCCAGCCUCUUUGGUAGCAGCAUCAGCACCCAAGCGGCGCCCGCUCCUACCGCAGCUCCAAGCACUUUCAUGUUCGGUCAGUCCGCCGCGGCUACCAGUGACGCCCCCCCGGCCAAAGCCUUCGUCUUUGGACAGAACCAGGACGGCCAGCCGCCUGUCCCGGUCAACUCCACCCUGGUCCCCUCUCAGCCGUUCGUCUUUGGUGCCAGAGCCAGCGCGGCGCCACCCGCGGCUCCUUCCAUCAAUUUUGGAGGAUCGGCGCCCCCUGCUGCCUCCCCUGCAGGUCUGUGUCUGAGCAUCAUUCCUCAUCUUGUUCACGUGUUUAGUUGCACGUCCUGUCUGUCCACAGCCCCCAACCCCUUCCUUGUCAGCUCGUCAACCCCCGCUGAGUUUGGCGCCAGUCAGGCUCCUGCAUUCGGGUCAUCUUUCGCUUCCCCGUUCCCGUCCGCUACUUCCCACACACCAACAUUUGGAGGCAAGCCCACCGCCGCCCCUGUCUUUGGUCAGCAGGCCAACCCCAACCCUGCCUUCGGCGCCGCUGCCAACUCAGCACAAGGUGCAGGCUUUCAGUUUGGAGGAGCCGGCGCGUUCGGGUCCUCAAACAGCACGGGAGUUUUCACUUUUGGGGCAGGAGCGGCGGCAUCUCCCGGCCCAGCUGCCAGCCCCGCCCUCGCACCCCAGUCAGGAGCACCUGGAGGCGGAUUCAACUUUUCACAGCCUCUGGCUUUUAAUAUUGGGUCAUCCAAGUCCUUCACGCCGUCUCCCGCCGGACAAACGAUAGGCGGGCGCAAGAUCAAGACAGCCGUGCGGCGCCGCAGAACGUAGAUGUGCUUUGACGUGAUGUGUGGACAGCGACUGAAAUGACUUUUGGAGGAAGGCCUGCAGCUUUUUUUUAUUUUAUUUUAUUUUUAUUUUUUUUGCACCCGUGGGUGGUCAGGCAGGUAUUGUUUCACCCCCCCUGCUGCUGAUUGAACAAAAAGACACGGACAACAAUUCCACCCUAAACGCCACCGGCGGACGUGGAAGCUGUGGAAGACGCUGGUAUCUUUAUUUACAACACCGGCAAGUGUCUGCCAGACUCCAGGCAUGACCCCCCCCACUCCCUCAGAUUUUUUUUGUAAUGAAAGGAGAAAUCGUGCUGAAGUAAAGAGCUGAGUGCAUCCUAUUGGUUAGUCUGAGUGCAGACUUUGUAGAGUCGCGGCGUGCUGGAUGUACAUGGACCCCCAACCCCGCCCCC